Messenger RNA from Nymphalis io (European peacock), 428 nucleotides. Its product is annotated as chorion class CA protein ERA.5-like. The transcript is spliced from 2 exons. Gene Ontology annotation, biological process: chorion-containing eggshell formation; multicellular organism development. Gene Ontology annotation, cellular component: egg chorion. Gene Ontology annotation, molecular function: structural constituent of egg chorion. Lineage: Eukaryota; Metazoa; Arthropoda; Insecta; Lepidoptera; Nymphalidae. The record is from RefSeq and is a predicted model, not a curated record. The coding region runs from base 27 to 428 and encodes 133 amino acids.
CUAGUGCUACAAGCUUCCGUGCAACCAUGUCCCGACUUGCUUUCGCCUUCUUUUGUCUUCAAGCACUCUUAAUUCAAAAUGUCUACAGUCAAUGUAUAGGUGCUGGAUAUGGCCAUGGUUAUGGAGGAAUAGCCCCUGGAUACGGUCCAGCUGUAGCUGGCUUCGCUCCUGGAUACGCUGGUCCACAUGGUUUCGGAGGCCCUGAACUUUACGCACCAGUAGCUGAUGUUGUUGCAUCGUAUGGGGGUGCUGGUAUUGGUGAUGUCGCUGUUGCUGGUGAAAUGCCAGUUGCUGGCACUACCCUCGUUGCGGGACAAGUGCCUAUCCUUGGUAUCGUUCACUUUGCUGGCGAGCUGCCAGCUGCUGGAAUCGUCAGUGUAGCUGGAAACUGCGGCUGUGGUUGUGGAAACGGAGCAUAUAUUUAUUAA